Tupaia belangeri chinensis (Chinese tree shrew) is the source of this 4915-nucleotide messenger RNA. RefSeq names its product ATP binding cassette subfamily C member 3 (gene ABCC3). The record is from RefSeq and is a predicted model, not a curated record. Gene Ontology annotation, molecular function: ATP hydrolysis activity; ATP binding; ABC-type transporter activity. NCBI's taxonomy places the organism in Eukaryota, Metazoa, Chordata, Mammalia, Scandentia, Tupaiidae. Gene Ontology annotation, cellular component: membrane. Gene Ontology annotation, biological process: transmembrane transport.
CCGGCUCUGCCUGAGCAGGGCAGAGCGCGAACGCCUUCCUCGCCCGCGCGCCUCAUCCCCAUGGACGCCUUGUGCGGCUCUGGGAAGUUCUGGGACUCCAAUCUCUCCGUGCACACAGACAACCCGGACCUCACACCUUGUUUCCAGAACUCCCUGCUGGCCUGGGUCCCCUGCAUCUACCUGUGGGUCGCCCUGCCCUGCUACCUGCUCUACCUGCGGCGCCACCAUCAUGGCUACAUCGUCCUCUCACGCCUUUCCAAGCUUAAGACGGUCCUGGGUGUCUUGCUGUGGUGUGUCUCCUGGGCGGACCUCUUCUAUUCCUUCCAUGGCCUGAUCCACGGUUGGGCCCCUGCCCCAGUCUUCUUUGUCACCCCCCUGGUGGUCGGGGUCACCAUGCUGCAGGCCACCCUGCUGAUCCAGCAUGAGCGUCUGCGAGGGGUGCAGUCCUCGGGGGUCCUCAUCACCUUCUGGUUCCUGUGUGUGGCCUGUGCUGUCAUCCCCUUCCGCUCUAAGAUCCUCACGGCCAUGGCAGAGGGCAAGAUCUCAGACCCUUUCCGCUUCACCACCUUCUACAUCUACUUUGCCCUGGUUCUCUCUGCCCUCAUCCUGUCCUGCUUCAGUGAGAAGCCACCACUUUUCUCACCGAAGAAUGUUGACCCGAACCCCUGCCCAGAGGCCAGCGCUGGCUUCCUCUCUCGCCUGUCAUUCUGGUGGUUCACAAAGAUGGUCAUCCUCGGCUACCGGCGCCCCCUGACGGAGCAGGACCUCUGGUCCCUGAAAGAGGAGGACCGCUCGCAGGUGGUGGUGCAGCAGCUGCUUGAGGCGUGGAAGAGGCAGCAGAAACAGAAGGCUGCAGCAGCAAUCGGGAAGAAAGUCUCUAGUGAGGACGAGAAGCUGCUAGGAGCCCUGCCCAGGCGACGGGAGCCCUCCUUCCUGCGGGCCCUGCUGGCCACCUAUGGCUCCAGCUUCCUCAUCAGCAUCUGCUUCUUGCUGGUCCAGAACCUGCUAUCCUUCGUCAACCCACAGCUGCUCAGCGUGCUGAUCAGGUUUAUCUCAAACCUCGAGGCCCCUGCCUGGUGGGGCUUCCUGGUGGCUGGGCUGAUGUUGGCGAGCUCCAUGAUGCAGACGCUCAUCUCACAGCAGUACUGGCACCUCAUCUUUGUGACGGGACUGCGGCUCCGCACAGGGAUCAUGGGCGUCAUCUACAGGAAGGCUCUGGUCAUCACCAGUUCUGUCAAACGUCAGUCCACCGUGGGAGAAAUCGUCAACCUCAUGUCCGUGGAUGCCCAGCGCUUCAUGGACCUUGUCCCCUUCAUCAACCUGCUGUGGUCAGCACCCCUGAAUAUCAUCCUGGCGAUCUACUUCCUUUGGCAGAUCCUAGGUCCCUCCAUCCUGGCUGGAGUCAGUUUUCUGGUCCUGCUGAUCCCACUCAACGGAGCUGUGGCCGUGAAGAUGCGUGCUCUCCAAAUGGAGCAAAUGAAGCUCAAGGACUCGCGCACCAAGCUGAUGAGCGAGAUUCUGAGCGGCAUCAAGGUGCUGAAGCUGUAUGCCUGGGAGCCCAGCUUCGUGGAGCAGGUGGAGGGCUUCCGGAAGUGCGAGCUCCAGCUGCUGAGGAAGACCGCCUACCUCCACACCUUCUCCACCUUCAUCUUCAUCUGCUCCCCCUUCCUGGUGACCCUGCUCACCCUCGGGGUGUAUGUGUGCGCGGACCAGAACAACGUGCUGGACGCCGAGAAGGCCUUUGUCUCUGUGUCCUUGUUCAAUAUCUUGAAGUUUCCCCUAGCCAUGCUGCCCCAGCUAUUCGGCAACCUGGCCCAGGCCAGCGUGUCUCUGAAACGGAUCCAGAAUUUCCUGAGCCAAGAUGAACUGGACCCCCAGUGUGUGGAAAGAAAGACCAUCUCCCCAGGCUACGCCAUCGUCAUACACCACGGCACCUUCACCUGGGCCCAGGACCUACCCCCGACCCUGCACAGCCUAGAUAUGCAGAUCCCGAAAGGGGCCUUGGUGGCUGUGGUGGGGCCCGUGGGCUGUGGGAAGUCCUCCCUGGUGUCUGCCUUGCUGGGAGAGAUGGAGAAGCUGGAAGGCAAGGUGUAUAUGAAGGGCUCUGUGGCCUACAUGCCCCAGCAGGCAUGGAUCCAGAACUGCACGCUUCAGGAAAACGUGCUGUUUGGCCGCCCCCUGGACUGCAAGCGCUACCAGCGGGCUCUGGAGGCCUGUGCCUUGCUACCUGACUUGGAGAUGCUGCCUGGUGGUGACCAGACGGAGAUUGGAGAGAAGGGCAUUAACCUGUCUGGGGGCCAGCGGCAGCGGGUCAGUCUGGCCCGAGCUGUUUACAGCGACGCUGACAUUUUCUUGCUGGAUGACCCUCUGUCGGCCGUGGACUCCCAUGUGGCCAAGCAUAUCUUCGACCGAGUCAUUGGGCCAGAAGGUGUGCUGGCAGGCAAGACUCGGGUGCUGGUGACUCAUGGCGUCAGCUUUCUGCCCCAGAUGGACUUCAUCAUAGUGUUAGCCGAUGGGCAGGUGUCAGAGGUGGGCUCCUACCAAACCCUGCUGCAGCGCAACGACUCCUUUGCCAACUUCCUCCACAACUAUGCACCCGAUGAGGGCCAGGAGCACCUGGAGGAGGACAGCAGGACCGCCUGGGGAGAUGCAGAUGAGGAUGUGCUGCUGAGGGAAGACGUCCUCAGCAACCACACUGACCAGGCAGAUUAUGAGCCAGAGUCGUAUGAGAUCCAGAAGUUCAUGAGACAGCUGAGUGCCGUGUCCUCAGAAGGGGACAGCCAGGGUCGUCCUGUGUCCCGGAGAUGCCCAGGUCCAGUAAAGAAGGUGACCGAGGCGAAGGCGAGUGGGGCGCUGAUCCAGGAGGAGGAGGUGGCGAUCGGCACUGUGAAGAUGAGUGUGUUCUGGGAUUAUGCCAAGGCUAUGGGGUCCUGUACUGCGCUGGCCACUUGUCUACUGUAUGUGGGCCAGAGUGCUACUGCCAUCGGGGCCAACAUAUGGCUUAGCGCCUGGAGCAACGAUGCCGAAGUGGAGGGCAGACAGAACACCACCUCCCUAAGGCUGGGAGUCUACGCUGCCUUGGGACUUCUGCAAGGGCUCCUAGUGAUGCUGUCGGCCAUCACCAUGGCCCUCGGCGGCAUCCAGGCUGCGCGCUUGCUGCACGAGGCACUGCUACACAACAAGAUCCGCUCUCCGCAGUCCUUCUUCGACACCACGCCCUCAGGCCGCAUCCUCAACCGCUUCUCCAAGGACGUCUACACCGUUGAUGAGGUUCUGGCCCCCAUCAUCCUCAUGAUGCUCCAUUCUUUCUCCAACGCCUUGUCCACUCUUGUGGUCAUUGUGGUCAGCACACCACUCUUCUUUGUGGUCAUCCUGCCUCUGGCUGUGCUCUACAUCAUGGCUCAGCGUGUCUAUGUGGCAAGCUCACUGAAGAGGCUGGAGUCAGUCAGCCGCUCACCCAUAUACUCCCACUUUUCGGAGACCGUGACCGGCGCCAGCAUCAUCCGUGCCUAUUGCCGCAGCCAGGACUUUGAGACCCUCAAUGAUGCCAAGGUGGACACCAACCAGAAGAGCGUCUACCCCUAUAUCGCCUCCAACCGGUGGAUGAGCAUUCAAGUAGAGUGUGUGGGCAGCUGUGUCGUGUUCUUCGCUGCACUGUUUGCUGUGAUUGGAAGAAGCAGCCUGAACCCCGGGCUGGUGGGCCUUUCGGUCUCCUAUGCCCUACAGGUAACAGUGGGGCUGAACUUAAUGAUCCGAAACUUGUCAGACUUGGAAUCUAAUAUUGUGGCCGUGGAGAGAAUCCAGGAGUACUCCAAGACGCAGACAGAGGCCCCCUGGGUGGUAGAGGGCACCACCCCGGCCAGUAACUGGCCCCUGCGCGGCGAGGUGGAGUUCCGGAAUUACUCCGUGCGUUACCGGCCAGGCCUGGAGCUGGUGCUGAAAAACCUGAGUGUGCACGUGCGUGGUGGUGAGAAGGUGGGGAUUGUGGGCCGCACCGGAGCUGGCAAGUCCUCCAUGACCCUCUGCCUGUUCCGCAUCCUGGAGGCAGCAGAGGGUGAGAUCCGCAUCGACGGCCUCAAUGUGGCAGACAUCGGGCUCCACGACCUGCGAUCCCGGCUCACCAUCAUCCCCCAGGACCCCAUCCUGUUCUCGGGUACCCUGCGUAUGAACCUGGACCCCUCGGGCAAGUACUUGGAGGAGGACCUCUGGCAGGCCUUGGAGCUGUCACAUCUGCACAAGUUCGUGAGCUCCCAACCAGCAGGCCUGGACUUCCAGUGCACGGAUGGUGGGGAAAAUCUCAGCGUGGGCCAGAGGCAGCUGGUGUGCCUGGCCCGAGCCCUGCUCCGCAAGAGCCGCAUCCUGGUUUUAGAUGAGGCCACGGCCGCGAUUGACCUGGAGACCGACGACCUCAUCCAGGCUACUAUCCGCAGCCAGUUUGAAGCCUGCACCGUGCUGACCAUCGCGCACCGGCUUAACACGAUCAUGGACUAUACCAGGGUCCUGGUCCUGGACAAAGGAGUAGUAGCUGAAUUCGACUCUCCAACUAACCUCAUUGCAGCUAGAGGCAUCUUUUACGAGAUGGCCAGAGAUGCUGGACUUGUCUAAAACAUAUUCCUGGGAUUUCCUCCCGGCCUUUCGUGGUUUUCAUCAGGAAGAGAAAUGGUACCAAAUGUGCACGUGGGAUGGACUUGAUGGCGAACGCUGGGGAUGUCUGUUACACUUGCCUCUGUAAAGAGCCUCACAGAGUAACAGUGCUCAAUGCUUUGGAUGAGGAAGCCAGGCCCAAAAACUGAAUGGCAUGCCCAAGGUUACAGCUGGUUUGAGGCAGAGCCUCAUACAGUACCUGGGUCUCUUGAUUCCAAGCUAGUGUUAUUUCCACACUGCCCUGUUUAUAAACAGCCAUUUCAUGGAAGGA